Messenger RNA from Impatiens glandulifera, 681 nucleotides. Its product is annotated as probable ascorbate-specific transmembrane electron transporter 1. Bases 1 to 681 code for a protein of 226 amino acids. Gene Ontology annotation, molecular function: oxidoreductase activity. The record is from RefSeq and is a predicted model, not a curated record. NCBI's taxonomy places the organism in Eukaryota, Viridiplantae, Streptophyta, Magnoliopsida, Ericales, Balsaminaceae. The transcript is spliced from 4 exons.
AUGGCGAUCAAGAACAGCUCGAGCUUCAAUCUUUCGGCUGCACCAUCUGCCUUUCUUGCACAAUUGCUGAUCAUAUCGGUGACAGUGCUUGUGCUCAUUUGGGUUUUGCAUUUUCGUGAAGGCAUUGCUUUUAACUCACAAAACAAGUUCAAGAUCUUCAAUUUGCAUCCUCUGUUCAUGGCAGUUGGGUUUUUGUUGAUAGCCGGUGAAGCUAUCAUGACUUACAAGAUAUUACCAGCCGGCAAUAGAAAGUUGCAAAAGGGAGGUCACCUGCUCCUUCAUUUAAUCGCCCUUAUAUGUGGGAUUUUAGGAAUUUAUGUUGUUUUCAAGUUCAACAAUGAGACUAGUGGCAAACACUUGUACACCUUCCAUUCAUGGAUUGGUUUAUCUUCGGUCGCUCUCUUUGGUUUUCAGUGGAUUCUUGGAUUCUUCUCAUUUUGGUGGCCAAGAGCAGAAAUGGGAGCAAGGGCUAGGUUAGCUCCAUGGCAUGUCUUCUUCGGCAUUGUCAUAUUCUUGAUAGUUGUAUUGAGCGUUGAGACUGGCUUGGUGGAGAUCUUUACAAUACUUGUUCUUACCCGGAGUCAAGAAGCUCUCAUCGUCAACUUCAUCGGAGUACUUGUGCUCCUUUUUGCUGUAUCAGUUGGUCUCACUGUCAUUCUUCCAAGAUCCUAUAACUAUUAA